Messenger RNA from Meyerozyma guilliermondii ATCC 6260, 1341 nucleotides. RefSeq names its product ubiquitin-protein ligase peroxin 12 (gene PEX12). The record is from RefSeq and is a predicted model, not a curated record. Bases 1 to 1341 code for a protein of 446 amino acids. NCBI's taxonomy places the organism in Eukaryota, Fungi, Ascomycota, Pichiomycetes, Serinales, Debaryomycetaceae. Gene Ontology annotation, molecular function: ubiquitin-protein transferase activity; protein binding; zinc ion binding. Gene Ontology annotation, biological process: protein monoubiquitination; protein import into peroxisome matrix. Gene Ontology annotation, cellular component: peroxisomal importomer complex; peroxisomal membrane. The transcript has a single exon.
AUGGAGUACUACUCGUCGCUUGAUGCUUCCCAGUUGGACUCAGAGACACCCACGCUUUUUGAGGUGAUCUCUGCGAACCAGCUCGAAGCGCUUUUGUCUCCUUCUUUGCGGUAUAUAUUGGUCUACUAUGCGAGCAGGUACCCGUAUUGGUUGUUACGAAUCACGAACAGGUUUGACGAAAUCAAUUUGGUUUUGCGAAGCUUUAUUGAAUGGUAUUUUCUCAAGUACUGGCAAGGCACAUUCACAGAAAAUUUUUACGGUUUAAAGCGUGUCAGUCAGACUCCAUUAUCGAAUGGUAAAUACAACAGCGGUAAGAUUACCCAGAUUGUUCCAUCGAUGAUAGAAGAACGCCGUAUGCUCACGACGCUCCAAGCGGCCGUCUCUGUUUUUGAAAUUACUGGGGUCUCCUAUCUUUCGGAGAAAUUCAACUACUGGUACGAGAUACUUUAUCCAAAGUACAUCACUAACCAGCUUAUACCACAAGAUCCAACUUCUCAGAGGGACCGCCUCCAUACAGAACUCAAACGUAAGUUUGUCGAGUGGUAUCCAACUGUUCAAAGUGGCUUUAAGGCUGCAAAUUUCAUCACCACACUUCUCUACUUUAGUGGGAACAGUAAAUCACCAUCCAUCCUCACAUACCUAUUCAAGAUGAAUUACUCAAGACUCAACCAGUUUGAUUAUGAUAAAAACAAACCAAAGCUUCCUAAAUUCAACGAGAAACACAACAAGGUUAGGCCACCAAACGAAACUGAAUUAAUUCUUCGCUUCCUUACGCGAAAUUUCUUGCGUCCGUCAUGGAAGUUGACGAAAUUGCUUCUUGGUACCUUCUUCCCCGUUGCCAUCUUCACAUUAAAGUUUUUGGAAUGGUACAACAACUCUGAUUUUGGUAACAAGGUUUCGAAGAGCCUGGGCAAUGUGCUUGACUCGGUUAUUCCACCACCCACAGUAGUGUCGCGAAGUCUCAAACUGAAGUCGGACGCUCCCAAGAAAGUAUACAAAUCGGAAAGAACAUGCCCCCUCUGUCACGAAGAGAUCACCAAUCCUGCCAUCAUUGAAACCGGAUAUGUAUUUUGUUAUUCUUGCAUUCACAACUACCUUGCCAAUUCGCACAAAGUUGUCACCCAGAAAUUGACUCAAGCGGGAUCUGACAAUGACUAUGAAGAAAGUGAUGCUGAGGACUACGAAGACAAUGAAGACGAAAAAUUGGAGACGAAAACCAUAGCUACCAACUUGGAUAAAGGGGGACGAUGUCCCGUGACAGGACGCAAACUUCUUGGGUGCAGAUGGAACUCGCUCAAGGAAGAGUGGGAAAUUGAAGGGAUCAGAAGGUUGAUAUUUUAG